Morchella sextelata is the source of this 585-nucleotide messenger RNA. RefSeq lists its product as uncharacterized. The coding region runs from base 1 to 585 and encodes 194 amino acids. The record is from RefSeq and is a predicted model, not a curated record. The transcript is spliced from 3 exons. Gene Ontology annotation, cellular component: nascent polypeptide-associated complex; cytosol. NCBI's taxonomy places the organism in Eukaryota, Fungi, Ascomycota, Pezizomycetes, Pezizales, Morchellaceae.
AUGGAUCCCGCGAAACUUGCGAAGUUGCAGGCCUCUGUUCGUAUUGGAAAGGGAACUCCACGAAGGAAAGUUAAGAAGGUUCACAAGAGCGCUGGAACUGAUGACAAGAAGCUUCAAACUGCUCUCAAGAAGCUCAGUGUUCAGCCUAUUCAGGCCAUUGAGGAGGUGAACAUGUUCAAGGAGGACGGAAAUGUCAUUCACUUCGCCGCCCCCAAAGUACAUGCCGCCGUUCCCGCGAACACUUUCGCGAUCUACGGUCGCGGGGAGGACAAGGAGCUCACCGAGCUUGUCCCCGGCAUUCUCAACCAGUUGGGCCCUGACUCCCUUGCAUCAUUGAGGAAGCUUGCGGAAAGCUACCAAUCUCUUCAGAAGAAGGAGGGCGAGGAAGCCGGUGACAAGAACGAGGAUUCGGACGACGACGAUAUCCCAGAGCUCGUCCAAGGCACCGAUUUUGAGAGCAAGCCUGAUGCAAGCAAGUCCGAGGAGAAGGCUGAGGAGAAGGCUGAGGAGAAGGCUGAGGAGAAGGCUGAGGAGAAGGCUGAGGAGAAGGCUGAUGAGAAGGCUGAGGAGAAGGUAGAAGCUUAA